Molecule: messenger RNA, 1708 nt
Organism: Aspergillus steynii IBT 23096
Lineage: Eukaryota; Fungi; Ascomycota; Eurotiomycetes; Eurotiales; Aspergillaceae
Product: magnesium transporter CorA family protein
Exons: 2
Coding region: 262-1494 (410 amino acids)
Biological process (GO): intracellular magnesium ion homeostasis; magnesium ion transmembrane transport
Cellular component (GO): plasma membrane
Molecular function (GO): magnesium ion transmembrane transporter activity
Source: RefSeq, a predicted model, not a curated record
GUUGUGCACCUUACAAAUUGUGCAGCCCAGCUGCAGUCAGCUGCCGACACACCGCCUGCCUAAACCACCGAUCUUGGCACGGGGCAGUGCCGCCUCCUGAACGACUUUGGCUCUUUUAUUCUCUUGCACAACCUCACCGUUUCUUGUCUGCCCAUCCAACGUCAGACACGUCAGGAUGCUGCUCGGUCUGCCGAUCGUGCCACAUCCUGUCUCCCCAAUUCCAGUCCUCUGGUCUGUCCCAUAAGUGGCCCUCUCCCAACCAUGAGGCUGGUGAACGUCCUCCGCGAGAAACUCCUGAAGGAGUCGCGCUCCCGGGUCCUCCGUCCAGUCGCCAUGGACCCUCACGCCCCUAUCGAAGCAAAUGGGGACCCUUCCUUCCUGGACCGGAAGCUAUCAUUCGACGAAAUGGGUGAACAGCUGGUCGAGCCCACCCAGUUCAGCUUCAUGACCACCCUGCUCGACUCCGCCAUCCAAGCCCCGAGUCUCGACGAGUUGAUCUCCUUCUACAAGCCCUUCGACACCCUGAUGGAGACACGGGAAGAGGCCGGAACCUGGUGGCUGCAUGUCACCUCGCCCUCGGAUGCGGAUAUCGAGAAACUCUCGGACCUCUUCGAUAUCCAUCCCCUGACCACGGAGGACAUCAAGAUGCGAGAGGCUCGCGAGAAGAUCGAGCUUUUCGGUCCUUACUAUUUCCUGUCGAUGCGACCGCCGCGACAGGUCGUUGCGCCCAACGCCGUUAGGGCUCUGUCGCUCAAUGUAUAUGCCGUUGUGUUUGCGCAGGGUGUGUUGAGUUUUACGUUCGGUCUGAGCGCACAUGCCGACCAUGUGCGACAUCGUAUCGAUGAGCAUCGCAGUCAUCUGGCCUUGACGAGUGAUUGGAUCUGUUAUGCUUUGAUUGAUGAUAUUGUCGACGGGUUCGCCCCAUUCAUCGAACGAAUCGAGACGGGCGUGGAGAUGAUGGAGGAUGGCGUCUCCAUCGCCCGCCCGGACGAUAUCGGCGUGGCGUUGCAGCGCAUCUACAAAUGUCGCAAGGAGGUUAUUCGCAUCCGACAGCUGCUCAACGAUAAGAUCGAUGUCAUUCGCAGUUUCGCGCGACACUGCGGUACGGCCAACGCACCAACCGCCGAGGUCGCUCUCUACCUCAGCGAUAUCCAGGACCACGUGUUGACCAUGAUGGCCAACCUGUCGCAAUCAGAGGAGAUGCUCUCGCGGUCGCAGUCGAAGUACCUCGGACAGCUGUCCUGGGACUCGACGCGCAUGCGUAAUGAGAUUGUCGAAACGCUCAGUCGGCUGUCGGUGAUCGGCGCGAUCAUCGUGCCGAUGCAAUUCAUCACGGGAUUGUUCGCCAUGAACGUGACGGUGCCUGGCAAGGGCACCGAGGGAGGAACAGAGCCCGGCACGCCUGGACUAUAUUGGUGGGGAGGCAUUUUAGGAGUCAUCUUGAGUGUGAUCUUUUCCUGCCUGCUGAUUGCCAAGAGGCUCCGGAUUAUUUGAUAGAUAGCCAGACUUCAACCUGAAUCGAUUCCCCAUUUUAUCAGGACUUGUGAUGUACCACUUUAGCCUCCUCCAGAUUCACAUUCAAACUCAGCAGAUCCGGCCUUGAAUAGUGCCCGACAGGAUCACAAACAUUCUUCGCAGCGAGGAUAUCAUCCAGAUCCACGUUCGCUGUCAGAAUCCCUUCCUCCCCUUCCGCUAACCUCUCGACCAG